AUCAAGUCCCUCUGACUCGAAAAGUUACCACUUCCAGAAAAAUGAGGAACACAUUUUAAAUGUUUCCUCUGAUUAAUCUCAUUCACUCCAGACACUUCUCUUCUUCUACGAGCGUAAACUGUUCGUUUUAAAGGAGGUAAAACGCUGUCAUGAAUACAGAAGUGUUGGCUUUGAUAUUCCUGUUUCAAAUGUAUGGUCAAAAUUUGUGCCAAAAUGGAACCAGACCCAACAUUGUGAUGGUGAUGAGUGAUGCAUUUGACGGGCGAUUGACCUUUGAUCCUGGCAGCAAAGUUGUGCAGCUGCCAUACGUAAACUACCUCAGGGAGCUUGGUACCACAUUCCUCAAUGCUUACACAAACUCACCCAUCUGCUGCCCCUCAAGAGCAGCUAUGUGGAGCGGUCAGUUUGUUCACCUCACUCAGUCAUGGAACAACUACAAGUGCCUCGAUGCUAAUGCUACAACAUGGAUGGAUUUGCUGGAGGCGAAUGGAUAUCUUACCAAGUCGAUGGGCAAGCUGGACUAUACCUCAGGAAGUCAUUCUGUUAGUAAUCGAGUUGAGGCCUGGACACGAGAUGUUCAGUUCCUCCUGCGCCAAGAGGGCCGGCCUGUUACGCAACUUGUUGGGAACAUGUCAACAGUAAGGAUCAUGAGAAAAGACUGGGAAAACACAGACAAGGCUGCACAGUGGAUCCACCAGAGAGCUGCAUCCUCACACCAGCCCUUCGCUCUUUAUCUUGGCCUUAAUUUACCUCACCCAUAUAAAACUGAAUCCCUGGGGCCCACCGCAGGAGGAUCCACCUUCCUUACUUCACCAUACUGGCUGAAAAAGGUGUCUUCUGAGCUCAUCACUGUUCCUAAAUGGCUGCCUAUUGAUGCCAUGCAUCCUGUCGACUACUACUCCACCUUCACCAAAAACUGCAGUGGUGUUUUCGCUGAGGAGGAAGUCAAAAGCAUAAGGGCCAUCUAUUAUGCCAUGUGUGCUGAAGCAGAUGCCAUGCUGGGCCAGGUGAUCUCAGCUCUGAGAGAGACUGCCCUGCUUAACAACACUGUUGUGAUCUUUACGGCUGACCACGGAGAGCUAGCCAUGGAGCACCGGCAGUUCUACAAGAUGUCAAUGUUUGAAGGAAGUUCCCAUGUUCCCCUGCUGAUCAUGGGGCCUGAGCUGAUGUCUGGGCUGCAGGUCAACCAGCUGGUGUCCUUGGUUGAUCUCUAUCCCACUGUGCUGGACAUUGCUGGUAUUGCAGCAGUAGGCAGUCUCAGUGGCCACUCGCUCCUUCCUCUGCUAUCCAAGGCCAGCGCUUUUUCCAUGAAGCAACAUCCAGACUGGGUUCUGAGUGAAUAUCAUGGUUGUAAUGUCAAUGCCUCGACAUACAUGCUGAGAAUUGGCCGGUGGAAAUAUAUUGCCUAUGCAGAUGGACUGACUGUCCCCCCACAGCUUUUUGAUGUAAAACUGGACAAAGAAGAACUUCAUGAUGUAGUUCUCAGAUUCCCAAUUGUGCAGGCGUACCUGGACAAGCUAUUGCGUAGUAUUUUAGACUAUUCAAAAGUCUCUACAACUGUCCAUCUCUACAAUAAAGAAUCAUUUGGUGUCUGGCGCAAUAGUUUGGGGAGAAACUACACUCAGGUCAUCGCUAACCUCAGGUGGCAUGUGGAUUGGCAAAAAGAUGCGUUAGCCAAUGAGAGAGCUAUUGACAAGUGGCUCUAUGGACUUUUGUGAUAUUUUCUAUUGUUGUAAUGAUGGUUCAAUUUAAGGUGUCUGUUAGUUUUUAAUAGUAGUUGAUUAAACAUGGACUCUCUCACAUCUUUGACGAUGAGAGAGCCAUUUAUAGGUUGCUCUGUGGCUCUUAAUGGUUAAAAGUUAUAAUGAUGGAUAAUCUCAGAGUAUCAUUUUUAAUGUCCUUGGCUCACACUAAAUCUGGAUUUGACACUUAUAUGUCACAUCUCUGAUCAUUUCACACAGACUUUCAGUGGGGCUUAAAUGUAAUAUGACCAUGACAUGAAGUAUAUUAAAUUCCUCCCAGUAUUAAAUUAUUUUCUUUUCCGAAAUAAAGAAAUAUUUUGUUUACUUUUA
This is a messenger RNA of Cottoperca gobio, 2072 nucleotides long. RefSeq names its product arylsulfatase family, member K (gene arsk). The coding region runs from base 150 to 1718 and encodes 522 amino acids. The record is from RefSeq and is a predicted model, not a curated record. NCBI's taxonomy places the organism in Eukaryota, Metazoa, Chordata, Actinopteri, Perciformes, Bovichtidae. The transcript is spliced from 8 exons. Gene Ontology annotation, molecular function: glucuronate-2-sulfatase activity; arylsulfatase activity.